Cucurbita pepo subsp. pepo (vegetable marrow) is the source of this 1725-nucleotide messenger RNA. RefSeq lists its product as uncharacterized. Gene Ontology annotation, molecular function: phosphoglycerate dehydrogenase activity. The record is from RefSeq and is a predicted model, not a curated record. NCBI's taxonomy places the organism in Eukaryota, Viridiplantae, Streptophyta, Magnoliopsida, Cucurbitales, Cucurbitaceae.
CCUAGUUCCUAGGUCCCAUUUAUCCAAAAUGGGACAGCUCUACGCAGCUUCAACGCUCUCUGGCUUGCCCCAAAUCCAUUUCUUGCUCAUUGCUAAUGGAUAAGAUCGGUCUCUUCCUUUCUACGCCCAUCUACUUUUCUUCAGAUUUACUUCUGUGGUGAUUUUCCAUCAUUUUCUUCGGAUAAUCUCGUGGUUUCUGUUCUCAUUUCCGACGCAACUUCUGGAUACUGAUCGGAUUUCAAUUCCUCGUUUCAAAUUGGAUUGGUAAUCGUUUCUCAGCUAGUGAUUUUCCCGUUUGUUUGUGUGGAGGGUACUUGCCGAUCGCGCUUGGUUUGGAAUCAAACGCUUUGAUUGUGUUGUUUGAAAUCGAUUCGAGAACACUCUUCGAACAAGACUUGCGAGUAGAGAGCGAUACCGAUAAAUAGAGAUUUUGAAUGCUGGAUUUAGUGUGAGUCUAUUUUUUUUAUGUAAUUCUGAAGCAAUACAGAUCAUCACGGGUUUCUUGGCCGGCGGUUGGCUCGCGUGAUGUGGAUUUGUUCGAUUUGUUCGAGGCUGGCAGAUUCUUGGAGGAGACAUUUAGGAUUGAGUUGUGAGACAACCUAGAUUGGCCUUCUGAUCCAAAAGUCGAAGCGAUGGAUGAUGAACUUCAGCUUGCAAGAUUCUCGCAUCGCCAGCCUCGUGUUAAAGUGUGCUCAUCGCCUUGGCUUGAUUUGAGAGUGUUCUAUGUUAGGAUCAGUAAUUUCCAAGUAGACAGCUUGACGCCCGAGUUCCUCACGCUCAACCAUAUCCCUCUCAGCCCGGACACCCUUUUUGAAGUCAAUGGCGUUAGGAGUAGUAGUCGCUCGGAGGGAGUCUCUUCCUCUCUGAGGAGAGAUAGAGCUGAUAAGGAAUCAGAAGAAGCUACUUUUGUGACUACUGACAAUAUAAGGUUGAGUGGAAGUGUAAAAUUUGAGGUAUAUGAUAAGGAAGAUUUGAUUCUUUCUGGGGUUUUGGAGAUGUUGGAUUCCAAUGGUUUAUUAGGUGAAUCCAAAAGCAAUGCCAAGAGGUGGAGCAUCAUGAGUUGUAAGUCGAUGUUGGGUGGCGGGCUCUUGAAGGGAAAGCAGCAUAUGAUUGGAGGUGAAACCCCGUCCCCGAUGAUCGACGUUUAUAUAGCUGGUAGCUUCUCUGGAAGUCCUAUCAUCUUGACCAAAACUUUGCAGCUAAGCUCCCGAAAGAAACAGAGUUGGAAAUCCAUGUUGGACACGAUACCGGAGUCUGAGACGCCUGAUUCUAAUGAAGAUCACUUUCCAGAAUAUGAUUUACAGGCAACAGAAUAUGGGAGAUACAAACAGGACAUUGACAACGGCAACGAUUACAGCAACAUGUACUGGAAGAGGAGAGAAUAUUUAGACGAUGAAGAUGGUGAACUCUCCUGGUUCAAUGCAGGUGUGAGAGUUGGUGUUGGUAUAGGGCUCGGUGUUUGUGUCGGUAUUGGUGUAGGAGUUGGCUUGCUCGUUCGUACCUACCGAGCCACUACUCGGAACAUCACGAGGCGAUUCGUUUGAAGUCUGUCCUGUUUUUUUUGCAGAGAAACUUGUGUAGCUGAAAUUUUGAUGAUGGAAAACUUGGAUGUUUGAAGAGAGUGAUAGAACAUUAUCUUACUUGUUUGUCUGUCACCAUUUGUAAAAUUGAUAAUAUAGAAGAUAGAGAGACCUUUUUGAGUACCGUGCAGUGUUCAUUAAAGCA